Colletotrichum siamense is the source of this 780-nucleotide messenger RNA. RefSeq names its product Protein-S-isoprenylcysteine O-methyltransferase (gene icmt). Gene Ontology annotation, biological process: C-terminal protein methylation. Lineage: Eukaryota; Fungi; Ascomycota; Sordariomycetes; Glomerellales; Glomerellaceae. Gene Ontology annotation, cellular component: endoplasmic reticulum; membrane. The coding region runs from base 1 to 780 and encodes 259 amino acids. Gene Ontology annotation, molecular function: protein C-terminal S-isoprenylcysteine carboxyl O-methyltransferase activity. The transcript has 2 exons. The record is from RefSeq and is a predicted model, not a curated record.
AUGACAAGCUUUCGUCGGGUCGACUCCCGCCCCGCGCCUGCUCCCGGCACACCCGCGCCCGUGGGACAGGAAUUCUACCCCAACCAGCGCAAAUCCCUAGCCGGCAUCGCCCUCCGCGCCUUCUGCCUCGGCGCGGCCUUCCUCACCGGCCUCCUCUCCACCGCCCUCAUCCUCACGACGACCGCCUCCCCGCUCUGGCGCCUCCCCUUCUUCCUCGCCGCCCUCUCCCUCUUCCACUUCCUCGAGUUCUGGACGACCGCCGCCUUCAACACCCCGCAGGCCACCGUCCACGCCUUCCUCCUGACCGCCAACUGGCCCGCCUACGCAAUCGCCCACGCCACCGCCUUCGCAGAGUGCCUUCUCACAAAUGUCCUCUUCAGGGACUCCGUCUGGGCGCCCUUCGGCUCGAGACCGCUGCUCAUGGCCGCGGGCCUGGCCCUAGUCGUCGUCGGGCAGACGGUGCGCUCCAUGGCCAUGAUCACCGCCGGCGAGAGCUUCAACCACACCGUGCAGCACUAUAAGACCGAGUCGCACAAGCUCGUCACCGCCGGCAUCUACGCGUGGUUCAGACACCCGUCCUACUUUGGCUUCUUCUGGUGGGCCAUCGGCACCCAGCUGGUCAUGGGCAACGUCGUGUCCCUGCUCGGCUAUGCGGGCGUGCUGUGGUUCUUCUUCUCCAAGAGGAUACGCCACGAGGAGGAGCUCCUGAUUAGGUUCUUUGGCGACGACUACGUCCAGUACCGCAAGCGCGUCGGGACGUUGAUUCCGUUUUGCGGAUGA